UUACCCGGACUGUAUUAGGGCGGUGCAGGUGAAGCACGCUGUGUAGUGGAGGGUGUGUUGUGCUGAAUAUGGCUGAAUGUGUUUGUGACUCUGAAGGGGAGACCGGGGUAGUUCUGGGGUUUCUGGAGGAGACAGAGCCCUGGCGGCUCCGCAGCCCUCAGUUCCCCAGUAAAGUGGGGGGGAGGCCGGCCUGGCUGAGCCAGCUGCAGCUCCCUGCCCCCGCCGAGCUGCUGUGUGAGCGGUGCCGCCUGCCCCUCGGGUUCCUCCUGCAGGUUUACGCUCCGGUUGUCGGAUGUGAGCGAAGUUUCCACCGCACUCUGUUCGUGUUCUGCUGCAGGACCCCGGCCUGCUACACCACAAACGACAACAGCUGCUUUAAAGUGUUUAGAAGUCAGUUACCAAGGAAAAAUGACUUUUACCCCUAUGAUCCCCCACCUGAGGAGGAGCCUGCUGACAGUGGGGACGAACAUCGCAUACUGAGCUCUGGAGUUAAGCUAUGUUGGGUUUGUGGCUGCCCUGGACAGAAAGCCUGUUCACGCUGUCAUUCAGUUACAUACUGCAGCAAGGAGCACCAGACUAUCCACUGGAAGCAGCAUCACAAGAGAAAGUGCUGUACUGAAGGAGCUUCUUCUGCUUUAGAAGAACACAAUCCCUUCCUGUUUCCUGAAUGGGAGCUGGUUACAGAGCCUGAGGAACUACCAGUAAAAGAUGAAGAAUCACAGAAUGAAUCUUCAGAAGGAGCAGGGUGUGCUUCUUCAGAACUGGAGGAGACAGAGUUGGAGAGCAUGGCCCUUCAUGAAACCCAGGAGUCUAAAGUCUUUCAGAAUUUUAAGAAGUGCAUAGCUACAGAACCAGAACAGGUCUUGCGAUACUGUAGAGCAGGAUCUCCACUUUGGGUGUCAUCUAAGCAUGUGCCCAGUAAAGCAGAUAUACCAAACUGCCAAUGUGGUGCCCAGAGAAACUUUGAAUUUCAGAUAAUGCCCCAGUUGCUGAAUCACCUAAAAGUGGACAGGACAGAUGCCAGUAUAGACUGGGGAAUGCUGGUCAUCUACACAUGUGUAGACAGCUGUGACCAAGGCAACAAAUACUCACCAGAGUUCAUCUGGAAACAAGACAUUUCAGAGGAUCGGGCUCAUUAACUCCACAAUGUAACAAAACAUACAUCACUUAUCAAUAUUUAUAAUCUUGUUCAUAAAAGGUUAUUUGAAACUAAGAAAAUGGUGUGUUU
Molecule: messenger RNA, 1228 nt
Organism: Astyanax mexicanus (Mexican tetra)
Lineage: Eukaryota; Metazoa; Chordata; Actinopteri; Characiformes; Acestrorhamphidae
Gene: pdcd2
Product: programmed cell death 2
Exons: 6
Coding region: 69-1139 (356 amino acids)
Cellular component (GO): nucleus; cytoplasm
Source: RefSeq, a predicted model, not a curated record